AUGGAUGCAGAACGUGCAUUGAAUGAUUGUAGUGAGACACAACCUGUGAUACUGUUGGUACAUCAACCAAAUGGUGCUUCUAAAAUCCUACGUAAUACUAAGAAACGAAUUGAUUUGGUUUUAUCAGGACACACGCAUGCUGGACAGUUUUAUAUCGUAUGGUUUCUCGCAUACCUGAAGAAUGACUUCCUAUAUGGGCAUUACCAAGUAUAUAUAUAUAUACAACCGGCAAUGAAAUGGUUAUCAACUUACCAAACAUUACAAAAUUGA
Messenger RNA from Cercopithifilaria johnstoni, 270 nucleotides. Lineage: Eukaryota; Metazoa; Nematoda; Chromadorea; Rhabditida; Onchocercidae. The record is from the annotation of a GenBank genome assembly.